UGCCUAUGGAGCUAGGCCCAAACCUGCAGGAGGGAGCCACCACUGCAGCACAAACUCAUCAUGGACUUCAUUGAAAUUCCUGAUUUAUUCUGAACACCAUACCUUGGUGCCAACAUCUGAGCCUUACAGAUAGUCCAGUGAAAAGAGAUGUGUCCUCGAGUAUGCUGAUCCCUGAAACACUGUGUGUAUGUACAUGUGUUCAGGAGGUGUGCUGGUCACUCAGGGGGAUACAGACAGACACAGCCCCUGUGUUCCUAAAGACAGUGGAUACUUCCAUCUCCCAGCCAAAAUGGGAAGAAAGAUCUGCUGUUGGUAAGGUGGGUGCAAGGGGGGAAUGAGAAUCAGUUUCACUCUUUGUCACUCCGAACUGGGGGCGGAGAAAAGAGAAAUCCAUUGUGGAAAGCUAUAAAAAGUAAAGGGGCCAGUGGGAGACGAGAGCAAAGUGAGAGACUGUCAGAGAACAGUGAGUGUGUAGAGAUCUGUGCUAAGGAGUUUGUCAGUGAGUUUGUCUAGAUGUCUGUCUGUUUCUGCCUGUGUGAUCCUUACUCCAGGUCUUCAGUCCCCAGGACUCGCCUUGUCUGCCGGAUGCCUGGAGCCCCUCACCCCAGCACCAGCUCGUCUGUAGGAGGAGAACGUGUCCUUUUCACAAACACUGGCUACAGAGACUGAGGCAAAAGAAAGAAAGAAGAAGGGAGGGGAAUAAAAAGGAGGGAGAGAGAGAAACAAAACUAAUCCCAGCCCUUGACAGUGCUGCUUGGAUUGGAUCUGGUUUGAGUUUUCUCCCUGCUGACUUGUGUAGCAAGAGAGGAGGAGUGGGGGGGAAAUAAGUAACUGACUCUUCGUCUGAAGUUUGAGCAAACCUGCAGGGUGACUCCACUGGUGGGAAGCUUUCCUGGGUGCAAUUGCCUCAGUUUAUUGCUCCCAGUCACUAAAAAAUUUCCUGAACUUCUCAAGAAUCUGGAGAAAAAAGCCGUCACUUCACUUGAUCUGAAUGUUGCUCAUUUCUUUUAGACUGUACUUUUUUUAGGGGAUUCUUUUUCCUGUCUCUCCCAGGACAGCAGUUUCCUGAGCGUGUGGCAUUGAAAUCUAUUGAGUUGUUUUGUUAACAAACUUUGGGAGAAUUUUUUUUUCUUUUUAUCCCUCUGCUGUUUUUUAAAUCCCUUUUUUGGUGGGGAGGGGGAGAUGAUGCUGCUGAUAUGGAAUAAGUGCUCCUGCUGUCUCCUCUUACUAGCUGUGAUCCUGAUGGUGGAGAGCUCCCAGCUAGACAGCUCCAGCUCCAAGGUGAACUCGAUCAAGUCCACCCUGAUGGGGGAGGCUCCAACGCAGGCAACCAACAGAUCUGCAGGCAUCCACCAGGGACUGGCACUUGGGAGCAGUAAGAAGGGCAAAAUCCAAGUGCAGAUGGGAAAACCUCCAAAGCACCAUCAUCGGCAAGGAGAGGCAUACCCUUGCACUAAUGAUAAAGAAUGUGAAGUUGGGAGAUACUGCCAUAGUCCUCAUCAAGCUACUUCUGCCUGCAUGAUCUGCAGAAGGAAAAAGAAGCGUUGCCACAGAGAUGGCAUGUGCUGCCCUGGGAACCGCUGUAACAAUGGUAUUUGCAUACCAGUAACUGAAAGCAUCCUUACUCCACACAUCCCUGCGCUGGAAGGACCACGCAACAAAAAAAACGGUCUUUAUUCUAGCAAGGACUUGGGAUGGCAGAAUCUAGGGAGACCACAGUCCAAGCUGUCACACAUAAAAGGGCAUGAAGGAGACCCCUGCUUACGAUCAUCAGACUGCAUUGAGGGGUACUGCUGUGCUCGCCAUUUCUGGACCAAAAUUUGCAAACCUGUGUUGCAUCAGGGGGAGGUGUGUACAAAACAGCGCAAGAAAGGCUCUCACGGCUUGGAGAUUUUCCAGCGAUGUGACUGUGCUAAAGGGCUGUCUUGCAAAGUAUGGAAAGAUGCCACUUAUUCUUCUAAAUCAAGACUUCAUGUAUGUCAAAAAAUCUGAAUGAGGAUUGGAAAAAUGUUACGAACAGACUGUGAAUUUGUGUAUUUGCAUUGCAGCAUGGUCGGAAAUGAGGACUGUAAAUAAACACAGAAUGGUUAAAGUAACGACUGUGGUAGGAAUAGAAAUCACCCCAAACUGCAUUUGUUUUGAACGGGAGGUGAAUGCGAUGGCGGCGGUAGUUUUUCCAUUAUGCAACUUCUUUGUGUAAAUAAUUUUGACAGUUUGUGGAAAAUGCUAUUAUAAAAAAGCACAAUGGAAAUUAUUGACAUUUAUCAAGCUGCAUGGUCCCAUGACUUUUCAAGAGUUCAGUGUUAGGCGUGGGAUAGGUUUCCACCAUGGUAAUAGACUGUUAAAUAAAUUGUAUACAGCAUAUUCCAACACAAAGCAGUGCUUUACAGGAAGACUUUUUCUGUCAACACAUUAUUGGCUACUAAAAUAUUAGUGAUAAAUCGCAGCUGUUAGAGAUGGGAAUAAAAGUUACUGUGAAUGUCCACACACCUUGUUAAUCAGGGCUGUCACUUGAAAAAGGAAAGCACUCCUGCAGGGCAAGAGCGCUGGAUUUUGCAGGCCCCAGUGGGAGUGGCAAAAUCUCACCACAUAGUGAUUUCAAAACACCAGUGGCAGCUCUUCUGAUCAGAGGCAUUUAAACAGGGUUUUUUGUUUGAAAUAUAUAUAUAUAAUUCUAUAAAUAUUUAAACUGAAAUGCCUUAAUUGGUUCGUCUUCAGUUACUAUAAUUAAUAGCUUGUAUUCGUCUCAGUAUACUGCUAGCAUACAUGGGCUGAGCAGAAAAAGCAAAAUAUGUGCAUGAUGCAUCCAGAAUGAUACCCAUUCAGUUGCUCAUUGAGCUACUAAAUAUAGUUUUCUUCUCAGAACAUGCCUGCAUUAUAGAUAGUUCCAUAAAGAUGAUAUUUGGAAAAGUUAUGAACAUCUGAAUAUGGAAGGUGAUAACAGAAAUUGUUUUGCAACCUUAACUAUAAGAGAUGCUGCAUGCAUCUGCUACAAUUAGAUUGCAUGCUAAUAAAUUAAAAGUUUUAUACUAUAACAGUAACAAUAGGCUGUUAGUGUAAAUCUGGUUCUUCUAUGGUUUGGAGAGGCUAAAAUGGAUUGGAUUCACCUUACACAAUCAGCAAAAAAAUUAAAAAGUUGACUUUUGCAAGCAUCUCAUCGCCUCUCCUAAAGAACAGACAGUGACAUGUGAUGCUAUCAUCUAUGACAUGCUGCGAAUCAUCAUGAGAUCUGACACAACAGCUCAGACUGAAAAGAGAACAGGUUCUGGUUGAAUGCAUGCUAACAGUUUGGAUAUUGUUGUGAACAGUGGAUUCACAUUGACUACAAUGGCUAAAGAAAUCUGUUAACAUAACUACCCUGUUCGUGAACUGGCUAAAACGAAGGAUGUCCACCAUCUGACUUCUCUCUUAAUGCCUUUGCACCUCCUCUUACUUUGCUCACUUAUUUUAAAGAAUGUUAUCUGUGUAAAUGUUAGUAAAGAGACCGGAAUUUCUUUAAAAAACAUCUGAUUAUAUAAUUAACUUACUGAAAUAUCUGUUUCCACAUUUUAUAAGACAAUGGCUCUCCCCUUUGGUUAAUCAGUUCCAAACAGCUUGGGUACAGCAGAGUACUUGACUUUAAUUGUGAAGACCAACUUUUGACCCCUCCCCCCCGCCCUUUAUGGCACCUUUCCCCACCCUUGCAUUUCUGCACCUGUGCUUUUUGUACAAAUAAUGGUUCAGAUACAUGUUCUGACUCAAACUUUCUUACUGGAAAUCAGAUCUGAACUACACUUCCUGUAUCUCUGAUAAGAAUCUAAAUUCCAACGUAUAUAUCGGAUUAAAGAGAAUGAUUUAUAGGAUAAUAUUUUUCAUAUGCAAGCCAGUUUUUAUUGUUAUAAAGGGAAUGGUCUGUAGAAAUAGGCUCUCAUAUUCCUUAAAAAGUGAUGAUCUGAUUCCAAUCUCACUGUCACAAGUGCUAUAUUACUGCAACUCCAGUGACUUCAAUGGAGUUUCUUCAGUGCAACUGAGAACAGAAAUAAGGUCUGUAAGGUGAAUCAUUUCAGCAGAACAACUGAAAUAUAGAGGUCAAUUCUGAAACCCGUACACCAUAACAGCACAUACAUAUAAGAGCAGUCUCACUCACUUCAGUGUGUCUACUCAAUGUGAGUAGGAGGUUGCGGAAUUGGCCUCCCCAGUGAUUUGCAUCUUAUGUCCUGACUUCUGCAUAACCUCCCCUUCUCGCCACAAAACUUAGUAUUUGGAGUAAUUUAUUUACAGGAAAUGUUUAAUGAGAUGUAUUUUCUUAUAGAGAUAUUUCUUACAAAAAGCUUUGUAGCAGAAUAUAUGUGCUGCCUGAUGACUUUGUAAUUUAGAAAAAUAAUGUAUAAUAAGAUGAAAUAUAUUAAAUGUCCUUUUUCCCAAAAAUAUUUACCCACAUUCCUUGCCUGCUGUUUAAGUGUAGGUCUUUAUUGAAUGGGGUGGAUUGAAAGAUAUACUUAGUAUUGCCAAGACAUCAUGAGUCAGGCCGCAAAAUAAGUAGAUUGGCUUAAAAAUCAUUAGAUAUUUUUUAAAAAUUGGGAUUCUUUUGAGUUGCCAUCUGGCUUCUGGAUUUUUAGGGUGCUUUUGUUUCAUAUUUUCAUAUUUUUUACAGCACUGAGAGGGCUAGAAACUUUUUUUAAAAGCUGAGGUUUUCAGGCAGUCUCUUGACUGUAGGGGUUUUUAAAAAAACACAAGAAAAAAAGCCUACCAAAUAUUAUGAAAUUUUCCACAAAAAUCACAAGAGUUGGCAACACUGUAUACUGUACAGGCUGGAUGUUGAAGUCAAUAGGAGUUUUGCCAUUUACUUUAAUACAUGUGCCUAAAGAACAAAAAAAAACAUUUAUUUUAGCUGCUCAUUCAGGAAGCAGAGAUACUUUUCAAGUUAAUGGUAUCUGUUCACUAUGAUAUGGUGGAACCUGUAGUCAAUUUCCUCUCAGAUAUCUGUAGUGUCAUUUAUGCAACACUGACUUAAAUGAGAACUGUGUAUAUGCAACUGAGAGGAGAAUUUUCCCCAUUGGUUUUCAAGAAUAACUACUUUUAAAAUAAAAAUACCCCCAUCUGCAUGCAUAUAAUAUCCAGAGUCUAGGAAAUCAAAUAGAACAGCUGUUCAGAUACCCAAUGGUAAGAGAACACAGAUAGAAAAUAGCCAGAGAUUGUACUCAAUCAAUAUGGCAUAUUUAUAUUAAUCACAGCAUGUAAGUGCUGGUUAACUGAAAUGUAGUCACAAAGAUAGGCAACAUCUUAGACCAGUCAAAUGCUACCAUAAUGAAACAACAGAUAUGACAAAAUCAAAGACUUCUACUGACAAAUUGCUAAUAAAGGGUCAAAGUCUGCUCUCAGGCAGAGCUGGUCAAAUACUGCAAAUGCCAUGUCUGUGAACGUUUGUUCCAGUUUUGAACAGCUGAUCAGUUCCACUAUGUCUGUAUCCCUUUUAUUUGUUAUUUGCAACCAUUUGUAUGAAUGGGUUUUCAUUCACAUGAAUUCUUGGAGAAUGGAAUGUUCUCUUGUGAACAGUGGUGUACGUACAAAACCAAAAGGAUUUGCAAUCUAUUAUU
Messenger RNA from Caretta caretta (loggerhead turtle), 5576 nucleotides. It is a transcript of the gene DKK2, whose product is annotated as dickkopf Wnt signaling pathway inhibitor 2. Gene Ontology annotation, biological process: multicellular organism development; negative regulation of canonical Wnt signaling pathway. The record is from RefSeq and is a predicted model, not a curated record. NCBI's taxonomy places the organism in Eukaryota, Metazoa, Chordata, Testudines, Cheloniidae. Gene Ontology annotation, molecular function: co-receptor binding; receptor antagonist activity. Gene Ontology annotation, cellular component: extracellular region.